AUGGAGGUAGUUGCAGGUGUCGCUGGAGUCGCUGGCGUUGUGGGAAUACUAGGUCUCGUUGGACAAGCCGUGCAUGGCAUAUUGAAGCUCAAGGAAUUCGUUCACGGGGUUUCGACUGCCUCAGAAACGGUGAAAAGCUUUCUCAGAGCUAUCGACUCUCUUGAAAGUGCUCUGACAGCGAUAUCCGAUCUCCUCAGGCGAACCCCAGAAGAAUGGCUUGUUGGUGCAGAAGCCCGGAACACCAGUAGACUUGCAUCGCAAAUCGAAAAUUGCCGAGCUGAUAUAGAUGAAUGGGUAAAAGAUGUGCCCAUGCAUCAUGCCAAUUCUUCGAAAAUCAUAAAAUCCUUUUUCGGGAAGCUCCGUGUCGCCAGCGAGGAAAGUGCUUACAGCGUGUUUCAUCAAAAAGUAGCGCGACAUCUUCAGGGGAUGCAGCUAAGUCUUGAUCUACUAGGAUGUUCCUACAAUAUACAUAUUCUCCAACAGGGCAGCGUCAUCGCUAAAGAGGUCAAAAAUGUUGCUGAGGCUCAGACAUCGUUCAACCACGGAUCUACCCACAGACUUCUCGAAUUCGACAACAGCUUCGUUACACAUCUAGAUCCAGUUUCAAGUCAAUUGGAUCGUUUAGAAAACUCAUCGCAGAUGAGUAGCGCUAGUAUGUCGAGCCUUGCUUCCAAUGUGUCUCGAAUUCUCGAGUUGGUAUCUUCUAACCCAGCGCUCACUGCCUCUAAGAGAUUGGAUAGUGAAGAUAAAGAUUCGGAGCCGGAUGUGGCACAUGCUAGCUCGACACGUCCUGCCUUCGGAAGGACGAAACUCGAGUCCCAGGAGCUCCUGCAACGGCCUUCCCAGACACAAGUGGAGUGGAGUUGCGACAUUCUGCCUGGUGUUGAAGCCGCAUUUUCUGCAAGCGGUUUUAUUUGCCUCUAUUGUGGGGACGAAUUUGAUCAAGACUCGCCAGAAUGGUCCCUGCGAGACAAACACCGUCGAUCUGAUCAAAAAAGGGGCUUCCAUCGGGGCCUAGAAAGCAAAGACCAGAAUCUCACCGAUGACUUUCAUAGCAUUCGGGACCGACGUUGGGAGGCUCUCUUCUAUAAUAACAGAGCUGUGAAAGCAAUGCAUGACCAUAUCGGUGGCGCAAAAUCCGUAUCGCCUUCCGAGGAACGACCGUGGGAGAUGGAGCUAAAUACCGCUAUCUCAGAAGAAGGCUGCAUCGUAGAUGGACUCAUGGUUGCAUCGGUCUUCAGCCCCAGGUCAAUCUCUAAUGAUUAUGGCGGCGAAAUAAGACAGCCAAGCUAUUCGCUAGGAGACGGCAUCAAGGUUUCUCGAUAUGAAUUUGAGGGUCGCUGUGACUCAUUUUUGCACGCUACAAGACUUCGACGCACAAAUGAUUUGAGUGGAAAGCCUGGACCAGAUGGCGCGGACGCACUAGGAAAGUCAUCGGCUACCUCCGUCUUGCCCAAAGGACCUUCAUAUACUGCCGAGGUAACGAACGGAAGGAAUCAGAUCAACUCCUGGCUUCGAGAGAUCUUGCAACAUUCUUCCACCGCCAGAAUCAUCUUGUUCUACACGAUGAAGCACGGCGUCAACUUCUCAAGCAUGUACACAUGGCUGGAAAAGGCACUAGAGUUUUGGGAAUCAGAUGAGGCUGCGACGAAAGUAGACGAACCAGACAGUCUGUCGGAUGGGGCAGUUGAUAGCCGCGGCAGCCCCGAGAAUCGGGACGUUACAAAUCAUGAAACCGCUAAACAGCUCGGAUAA
Molecule: messenger RNA, 1755 nt
Organism: Letharia lupina
Lineage: Eukaryota; Fungi; Ascomycota; Lecanoromycetes; Lecanorales; Parmeliaceae
Exons: 3
Coding region: 1-1755 (584 amino acids)
Source: RefSeq, a predicted model, not a curated record